Messenger RNA from Orycteropus afer afer, 1056 nucleotides. RefSeq names its product adenosine deaminase tRNA specific 3 (gene ADAT3). Gene Ontology annotation, cellular component: cytoplasm; nucleus. NCBI's taxonomy places the organism in Eukaryota, Metazoa, Chordata, Mammalia, Tubulidentata, Orycteropodidae. Gene Ontology annotation, molecular function: tRNA-specific adenosine-34 deaminase activity. The record is from RefSeq and is a predicted model, not a curated record.
AUGGAGCCGCAUAGGAAUGAGGAGGCCGGGAGCCUGGAGCAAGAGCUACCAUCACCACCACCACUGGCGUGGCAAGCGCUGCCCAUCCUGUCCGAGCAGCAGAGCGAGGCGGUGGAGCUGGUGCCGGCCUACGCUGCACCCGUGCUCGACCCACGCCAGACCUCCCGCCUUGUCCGGGAGCUGUCGGCCGCCCUGCCACUGCCUGCCCAGCCCCACCUCAAGCGGGUGAGGCCAAACCUGGACGCCUGCUGCCCUCAUGCACUCGAGCUGCUGCUGUGCCUGGCAGGGCCGGCCCAGGGUGCAUGCUCGCUCAGUGAGCUGCUGCCACCGGCUGUGGACCCAAACGGGCUGGGGCCACCCUUCUUAGUACCUGUGCCUGCCCGGCCCCCUCUGACACGCGCCCAGUUUGAGGAGGCGAGGGCCCACUGGCCCUCAACCUUCCAUGAGGACAAGCAGGUGACCCGUGCGCUGGCCGGCCGGCUCUUCUCGGUACAGGAGCAGGCCCGCAUGCAAGGCCACAUGGAACGGGCCGUGCGGGCUGCGCAGAAGGCGGCCAUGCAGGGCCUGCGAGCCGUGGGUGCUGUGGUGGUAGACCCAAGCUCAGGCCGCGUGCUGGCCACAGGCCAUGACUGUGGCAGCUCCACCAACCCCUUGCUGCAUGCCACCAUGGUGUGCAUCGACCUUGUGGCCCAGGGCCAGGGCCGCGGUGCUCACGACCUCAGGCUCCAUCCUGCCUGCUCCUUCACGCCGGCUGCCACCCCGCAGGCUGUCCGGCCGGGCACUGUGAGGAAGUUGGACUGCUGCGAUGAGGACGAGGAUGGGCUCCCGUAUGUGUGCACUGGCUAUGACCUGUAUGUCACCCGCGAGCCCUGUGUCAUGUGUGCCAUGGCCCUCGUGCACGCGCGUAUCCGUAGGGUCUUCUACGGGGCACCCUCGCCCGACGGCGCCUUGGGCUCUCGCUUCCGCCUCCAUGCCCGGCCCGACCUCAACCACCGCUUUCAGGUGUUCUGCGGUGUGCUGGAGGACCAGUGCUGCCAACUUGACCCUGACACGUAG